AUGGACGCGGGCGCGCUCGGGGUGGACCCGAGUGCGUCGGGGACGUCGAUGGGCGUCGUCGGGGGCGGCGCGGCGGCGUCGCGGACGUCCGAGGAUGAAAUGCGGAGGGAUGCGGUGGGACGAAAUGAUGAAAGCGUCGAGCGAUCGCCCGUGGGCCGGACGACGACGACGAUGGACGCGACGGCGGACGGGAGGGUGGGGGCGUUUGGACACGAACGAACGACGUCGUCGAUCGCGCACGCGCUCGAAGCGUUGGACGCGGACGCGGCGGUGGAGAUGACGGUGGAGGCGUUCAUGCGGGUGAAUUUCCGCGACGGAGAGACGAUGGAUAGCGAUAGCAACGCGGGAGCGUUAACGGCGGAGCUGGAGGAGGAUGUGGGUGGGGUGGGUGAUUCUUUGUACGCGGCGGACACGGAUUUGGAGGAAGAGGAGGAAGUGGAUCCGAGAGUGGGCGAUGCGCUGAAUGAAUUGAACGAGUCGAUGACAGAGUGUAACGCGAUGGAGAACGAGCUACAGAGAGCGAGAUGGGAGCGAACGCGGGCGCGGGAGACGGCGAAGGAGAGGUUAGAUGCGGUGUCGAAAAAGUUGUCGAGUUCGGUGCGAACGGCGGUUCCGGUGUUUCACAAGCGCGCGUUGGCGCAGUUGUAUCAGGUGCGAAGCAUCGAGGCGUUGCGCGCGUACGAGGCGGCGCACGACGCCCACGAGCGCGCAAAACGGAGGAACGAUGAGCUCGAGGUCGAACUCAUGGCGAGUAGUGGGAAAUUUAACGUCGAGCUCAUGGAGGCGUGCGCGGAGGCGAUGCGAGAGGUGGCGGAUACCGCCGCGGUGAAGACGCGCGCGACGGAGGUGCACGAGCGCAACACGCGAAGAGCCGUCGAGGCCACCGCCGAGGCCGCCGGACUCGAGCGCGACCGCCACACCGCGGUGAAGCGAGCGUUACCCUUCUUCAACGCCAAGGCCACCGGGGAGCGCGAGUGCGCCGACGCGGACGAUCGCGUGAGCGAACUCAAGCUCGCCGUGCGCCAAGCCAAGGCGCGUUACGACGCCGCUCUGCGCGCGCUCAACGAGAUCUCCGAGGAAGUUCACGCCAGACGAGAGGCGCGAAAAGCCGCUCGUCACGGCGAAUCCAUCGACUACUCCGCCGAGCCGAAAGCGCCGUAG
Molecule: messenger RNA, 1161 nt
Organism: Ostreococcus tauri
Lineage: Eukaryota; Viridiplantae; Chlorophyta; Mamiellophyceae; Mamiellales; Bathycoccaceae
Product: SH3-binding 5
Exons: 1
Coding region: 1-1161 (386 amino acids)
Biological process (GO): negative regulation of protein tyrosine kinase activity; intracellular signal transduction
Cellular component (GO): cytoplasm
Molecular function (GO): protein kinase inhibitor activity
Source: RefSeq, a predicted model, not a curated record